GAUGGAGGGAUGUGACGCGAGGGAGCGGGAGUAUGGAAACUGAUCAUUGCAGGCAGCGCAGCGUUGGGUAACUCUCUCUCUCUCUCUCUCUCUCUCUCUCUCUCUCUCUCUCUCUCUCUCUCUCUCUCUCUCUCUCUCUCUCUCUCUCUCUCUCUCCCCUCCUCUCUCUCUCCCCUCCUCUCUCUCUCUCCCUCACAUCCACAGUGAUGCUGCUCUGACCAGAGACCAGACACCGCCGGAGAAAAACAAACACCACCCCAUCUUCCUCACGCUCGCAUGCAUCAGAGAGGAGCUGCUGCUGCUGCUGCUGCUCCAUCUCCUCCAUCCUCCUCUCCGUCUUUUUACGCACACCCACUUCAGCCGUGCAGCGGAGAGAGAAGAGCCAGAGGAGGCGAUGAGGAGCUUCAUCUGAAAACAUCUGGCUGGACUGGAGGACGCCUCCCUCUCCUCCUCCUCUCUGCAGCAGUGUGACGCCCCGCUGCGCCCGAUGCUCGGCGCACGGAGAGACGAGGCCUGAACACGAUGAGCUGCCAGGACAAAUGGGUCACACUGACCCGGCUGAGUUGCCCUGCUACAGGAAUACACCCAGUACUCGACCAAGAAGCUGAAGGAUGUGCUGCAGGAGUUCCAUGGAGAUGGUGUGUUGGCUAAAUACAAUCCAGAGGAGGAGAUUGACUUUGAGGGUUUUAAGGUCUUCAUGCAGACGUUCCUGGAGAGCGAACUGCCAGAGGACUUCUGUCAACACCUCUUCAUGUCGUUUAGCAACAAGGGAACCAAACCCAGUCCCUCAUGUUCUGACAAACCCAAAGUCUCUGGGUUGAAGCUGAUCAAAGGGAGCUCCACCCCCCUGAAGAUGGCCGCUCUGCCGCAGCCUCUGGACAUGGUGCAGCUCAAGGACAUCGUGUGUUACCUGUCGUUGCUGGAGGGCGGACGUCCCGAGGACAAGCUGGAGUUCAUGUUCCGUCUCUAUGACACCGAUGGAAACGGGUCCUUAGACAGCUCGGAGCUGGAGCACAUUAUCUCCCAGAUGAUGCACGUGGCAGAGUACCUGGAGUGGGACGUGACCGAGCUGAAACCAAUCCUCCAGGAAAUGAUGCAGGAGAUCGACUACGACCACGACGGCACCGUGUCCCUGGAGGAGUGGAUCCAGGGCGGGAUGACCACCAUCCCUCUGCUGGUGCUGCUGGGCCUGGAGACGAACGUGAAAGACGACGGUCAACACGUGUGGAGACUGAAGCAUUUCAACAAACCAGCGUAUUGCAACCUGUGUCUCAACAUGCUGAUCGGACUGGGGAAGCAGGGACUCUGCUGCUCAUUCUGCAAGUACACGGUUCACGAGCGCUGCGUGGCGCGCGCUCCGCCGUCCUGCAUCAAAACCUACGUCAAGUCCAAGAAAAACACGGAGGUGAUGCAUCAUUUCUGGGUGGAGGGGAACUGCCCCACCAAGUGCGACAAGUGUCACAAAACCAUUAAGUGUUACCAGGGUCUGACUGGGCUCCACUGUGUGUGGUGUCAAAUCACGCUCCAUAACAAGUGUGCCUCCCACGUGAAGCCUGAGUGUGACUGCGGACCCCUGAAGGAUCACAUCCUGCCCCCCAGCUCCAUCUGCCCCGUUGUGCUGGAGAGACAGACGACGCUGAGGAAAGACUCCAGGUGCAGUCAGUCGAGUCGAGGGAAGAUGCAGAGAGCGAACUCGGUCACAGUGGACGGACAAGGGCUGCAGAUCACAACAAUAGAGGGCACUCAUCCUCUGCUGGUGUUUGUCAAUCCGAAGAGCGGGGGGAAGCAGGGAGAGAGGAUUUACAGAAAGUUCCAGUAUCUUCUGAACCCGAGACAAGUUUACAACCUGGCCAAAAACGGCCCCAUGCCGGGGUUGAACUUCUUCAGAGACGUUCCUGAUUUCCGAGUGUUGGCCUGCGGAGGGGACGGCACCGUCGGCUGGAUCCUGGACUUCAUAGAUAAGGCCAACCUGGACAGGAACCCCCCCGUGUGUAUACUUCCUCUUGGCACCGGCAACGAUCUGGCAAGAUGUCUGCGGUGGGGAGGAGGAUACGAGGGCGAGAGCCUCCUGAAGAUCCUGCGGGACAUCGAGAACAGCACGGAGCUGAGGCUGGACCGCUGGAAGAUCGACGUCACGCCCACGGACAAAGAGGAGCGAGGGGACCUGGUGCCUUACAGCAUUAUAAACAACUACUUCUCCAUCGGAGUGGACGCCUCCAUCGCACAUCGCUUCCACGUCAUGAGGGAGAAACAUCCCGAGAAGUUCAACAGCAGAACAAAGAAUAAGCUGUGGUACUUUGAGUUCGGCACUUCGGAGACCUUCUCGGCCACGUGCAAGAAGCUCCACGACUUUCUGGAGGUUGAGUGUGACGGUGUAACUCUGGACCUCAGCAGCAUCUCCCUGGAAGGCAUCGCCAUUCUCAACAUUCCCAGCAUGCACGGCGGGUCCAACCUUUGGGGCGAGAGCAAGAAGAGACGGGGACACCGAAGGGGGGGAAAGAAGGGCCAGGACAAGAGGACGCCGCUGGUCGACCCCAAAGAGCUCAUGUUUGCAGUUCAAGACCUGUCUGACCAGUUGCUGGAGGUGGUGGGGCUGGAAGGAGCCAUGGAGAUGGGUCAGAUCUACACGGGCCUGAAGAGCGCAGGACGGCGUCUGGCACAGUGCUCCUCCGUGACCAUCAGAACCAGUAAAUCUCUCCCGAUGCAGAUUGAUGGGGAGCCCUGGAUGCAGACUCCCUGCACAAUUGAGAUCGUCCACAAGAACCAGGCCCCCAUGUUGAUCGGGGUGCCACAAGGCCGGAGCUUCUUCUCCUCCGUCAUCAGGAGGACGCACGCCGAGAGCAAAGACUGAUCCGCCGCGGUCCGAGACCUUUGAGUCGUCACGAGCUCCCGCAGAGCAGUUGGUCCCAAGUGGACCUCCACUCGGCCCGUUGGUGAAGAGGGUCGUUGAUGCCUGUUUGAUUUCCCAGCGUACAGUAGCAGACUGUAGGUUCAGUGUGUGUUGCCUGCAGCAUGGAGACCUCAGUGAGACGUCCUCGUUCACUCCGGGACGAGGUGUGUUUAGGACGCUUUGAUCUACCGUGUGUUGUGUAGUUUAGCUCCGAAAAUACUGAGGCUAUUUCUGUGGGUCCACUUCUACGAGUUUUUUUCUAAAAGCCUGUUUUUAUUUUUUUUCUGUUGUGAUCUGUGCCAAGUGGGAUCAGUCCACAGUUGAAUGUGUUUUUGUUUCAUGAUGAAAUUUUAUUUAUUCAUAUUUGGCUGCUAUUGAUGUUUUUUAAACUUUUUUUUUUGUGUUGGUUGCAUUUGCAUUCCCCCCCCUGCAUGAUGGACAGUGAACGAGUCGUCGUGCCGUUGUUGGAUCUGACAUAUCUGGAGUUUGCGGCUGCCGUGUCGAGUGUGUUUAGUGAGAAGUGAAGUUUUCUUUUGCUCGGCGUUUCUUCGGCGCUUCAGAAUCUCUCUCUCUUUUUUUUGCUUUGUUUCUUUUACCGGCGCCUGCAAGUCAUCUUUGUCAUGUGUGGAUCUGCCGUGUUGCUGCUCCGUGAGUGGAAAGAUUAGGAAUUAUUAUUGAUCGCUCAUAAAAAAUGCAUGACACUCUUUGUUUUUGUUUUUUUAAACGUCGCACGGGAGAUUUCCGGACAGUUUUACCAAUUGUGUGCACACGUUCUCCUGCAUGAGUGACCGAGAUCUGUUUUGACACUUGUGGAAAUUGAUCGUUUUUUGAAUUUGCAUCGACGGCGCCGCUCGGUUUUAAUCAUAUCAUACUUUAUCCAAGAGAAGGCUGCAGUUUUCUGAGAUUGUUCGUGUUUUCUGAGCCGAUAUUCAGGUACUUUUAAAAUAGAAAAACGUAAAAAAAGAAAAGAGUCCAGUGUUUUACUCAGUUGGUUCUUUGACUGUUUAGUUGGACGUUGCCAAGAAGCAGUUUGACCUCCUCUGGUCAUUGAUUUGUUCUGAUGUCUGUUGGGUGUUUAUAGUCUGCUGCACAUACAAGCCUACAUCUGCCGAUUAAAGUCUCAAUGCAAAAUGACCACUGACACAUUUAUAAGAUUUAAAACUCGACUGAAAAUCAAUCCCAUCCAGUGAUUCGAGUUUUCAAGAGGCAUUUUGCAGCCGCUCACGUCUGCACAUACCAGCUGUAAAGUAUUUCGUAGUACACUGGAUGUUUUUCAGUACAUUUCUGCAGUAAUAUUUAUCUCACUCAGUCACACACCACUUUCAGAUUUUUGCUGAUUUCUUACACACACACACACACACACACACACACACACACACACACACACACACACACACACACACACACACACCUGCAUGUUUUAAGACUCGACUGUUUUCAGUUUUUAAAAGUGCCAAACACCUGUGGAGACCGAUCUCUCGUCUCUUUUGCUUUGUACGAUGCCGCGUUUGUACAGUGAGGUUGUAUUUUUGUACACAGUAUUAUUUAUUUUUCUGCUUAACGCUUCACUCUAGAACUCACACCAUGUUGUUCUGCCUAAAAAAAAGUUAUGCCUGCCAGUGUUGACUGAGAAAUGUGAUCAUGGUAAUAAUAAAAAAAAAAAGAUUUUGUUGUUUGAAA
Hippoglossus stenolepis (Pacific halibut) is the source of this 4570-nucleotide messenger RNA. It is a transcript of the gene dgkb, whose product is annotated as diacylglycerol kinase, beta. Gene Ontology annotation, molecular function: calcium ion binding; ATP-dependent diacylglycerol kinase activity. The record is from RefSeq and is a predicted model, not a curated record. Bases 698 to 2851 code for a protein of 717 amino acids. NCBI's taxonomy places the organism in Eukaryota, Metazoa, Chordata, Actinopteri, Pleuronectiformes, Pleuronectidae. The transcript is spliced from 24 exons. Gene Ontology annotation, cellular component: plasma membrane. Gene Ontology annotation, biological process: intracellular signal transduction; diacylglycerol metabolic process; lipid phosphorylation.